GUUUGCUUCCGGGCGAGGUGAGAGGCAUCGGAGAUGAGCUCGCAGAGAGGGAACGUGUCUCGGACGCGAGCUCAACGGCACCGGAACGCUCAAGCCUUCCGGAAUGAUAAGUACGACUCCAGCGCCCAACGCAAGAAAAUCAAUGCAAAACUCCAUGAAGGGCUCUGUCAACACUGUAAGGAGGUCCUGGAAUGGCGGAUAAAAUUCAACAAAUAUAAGCCAUUAACACAAGCUAAAAAAUGCAUAAAAUGUCUGCAAAAGACAGUAAAGGAUUCUUACCAUAUUAUCUGCAAGUCAUGUGCCUGCGAACUAGAGCUGUGUGCUAAGUGUGGAAAGAAGGAAGACAUCACAAUUCCAAUUCAGACAAAUCUACAGCAUACUGAGCAUCAAAGACAGCAGAACAGAAAGGACAUAUUUGAGAGAGAUGAUGAAACAAACUUAAGUGGCUUGGAAGAUGAAGAUCUGGAUUUACUCAACAAAACAGAUUAAAAACUUAAACUGAAACUAUGGGGAUCUAAAUGAUUUCAUCAAAACAAAGCUUUUAGGCUUCAUUUCAUUUCUUCCUAAAUAAUUUAUUGGGCAUUUUUGUUAUGUGUGGAGUUCAUGGCAUCUGGAAACAGUUUUCACAAACCUUAUGAUUCCAUUUUCUUCAAGAAUCAGAUUUGCUUAAACGUUCUGUUGGUAGGAUGACUUUUUUUUUCAUUUAAUAAAUAGCAACAAGCAUGGUAUCCUA
Molecule: messenger RNA, 733 nt
Organism: Protobothrops mucrosquamatus (brown spotted pit viper)
Lineage: Eukaryota; Metazoa; Chordata; Lepidosauria; Squamata; Viperidae
Gene: CUNH9orf85
Product: chromosome unknown C9orf85 homolog
Exons: 4
Coding region: 34-489 (151 amino acids)
Source: RefSeq, a predicted model, not a curated record